This is a messenger RNA of Miscanthus lutarioriparius, 2058 nucleotides long. The record is from the annotation of a GenBank genome assembly. Lineage: Eukaryota; Viridiplantae; Streptophyta; Magnoliopsida; Poales; Poaceae.
AUGACGAGGGGAGGCUGCAAGGAGGAGCUGGGGAAGGUGAUGGGCCCGCUGUUCCCGCGGCUCCACGUCAGCGACGCAGGCAAGGGCGGCGGCCCGCGGGCUUCGCCCAGGAACAAGAUGGCGCUCUACGAGCAGCUCACCGUGCCGUCCAACCGCUUCAGCUCCCCUGCCGCCGCCUCCGCCCGCGCCGCGGGGGCCAGCCUCGUGCCCUCCACGUCGGCUGCCCAGGGCAGUCUAAUAGUACAAGAAGAGAAUCCCACGGGAAACUCUAUCAAUGGGCAGUCUAAUGAACCUGCUCGUUCAUCUGAAAAGUUCAAAGGAAACUCUAUCAAUGGGCAGUCUAAUAGUACAAGAAGAGAAUCUCUGAGGAUGUCCUUACAGACCAAGAGCAAGGAUGUCUGUGCUUCAAAAUCAAUUGCCGAGUGCACCCCACAGCAUAGAGUGGGCAACACCAUCAAGUCUUCUGGGAAGAAAGUGAUAAAUCAAAACCCCAAUCUGCUACAAAUCCACACAAAAGUCCUUCUGCAGUGUCCAAAUCAUCUGCAAAGAGAAAGAAGCAGGGCAAGGUUCAAAAGUGUGGAAGUUAAAGAAAAGAAUUCAUCAGUUCAGGCAUCAGAAAAGUUCAAAGACAAAUAUGCUAAACUAUGUCAAAUGAGGAAUAAGGUGAGUAAUAUAAAUCGUUCUGACAAUAACAGUCACCAACCUACAAGCGUGAAUGGAAAAUCCACAGAAGCAAAGAACCCUACAGCAACUAGAAAUCCAUCAUCCUGUAAACCAUGUACUGAUGUAGAUAGCUGUAACUGGAAUUCUAAUUUACUGGAAAGAAGCCCACGGGAAGGUGGUGCAAAGAGAAAACGAGAACAUCACAAUGGAGAGCAAAAUGAUGAUUUAUCUGACUUCUCAGUGGAAUGCAUACCUGGGUGGGAGCUCUCUCCAGAUGAAAUUGUUGGUGAAAUUGGUCCAAAGCAUUUCUGGAAGGCGAGAAGAGCUAUUCAGAAUCAGCAGAGGGUUUUUGCUGUCCAAGUGUUCGAGCUGCAUAAGCUGAUAAAAGUGCAGAAGUUGAUUGCAGCAUCUCCACAUCUGCUUAUUGAAGGUGAUCCUGUAUUGAAGACCCUGUCAAUCACAAACAAAGAUGAUAUCCAGCCAACUCUAGAGCAACCAGAGCUAUCAAAACAAAACACGGAAGGAAACCCGUCGCACCAUUCUCGUGAUAUUGGACUUAGCGACAACCAUCAUGAUCAAGCUGCAGCAAACGAAACCUUUACAAGCAACCCUCCAGCUAUUCCUGUUGCUCCUGACAACAAACAGAAUAACUGGUGCAUGAAUCUGCCACAGAAUCAGUGGCUUGUCCCAGUUAUGUCGCCUUCUGAAGGUCUUGUCUAUAAGCCUUAUGCUGGCCCUUGUCCCCCAGUUGCAAAUCUGUUGACACCAUUUUACGCCAACUGUACUCCGUUAAGACUGCCUUCUACACCAUAUGGUGUUCCUAUGCCUCACCAGCCACAGCAUAUGGUCCCUCCUGGUGCUCCUGCCAUGCAUAUGAACUACUUCCCACCUUUCAGUAUGCCAGUGAUGAAUCCAGGAACACCAGCAUCUGCAGUGGAGCAAGGGAGCCAUGCUGCUGCGCCACAGCCUCAUGGGCACAUGGAACAGCAGUCGCUGAUCUCAUGUAACAUGUCACACCCAAGUGGCAUUUGGAGAUUUCUUGCAUCAAGGGACAGCGAGCCACAAGCCAGCAGCGCCAGCAGCCCUUUUGAUAGGCUUCAAGCUCAAGGUGAUGGAAGUGGCCCGGGGUCAUUCUUUCCCACUGCUUCAGUUCUGAAUGCCCAGCCUCAGCCCUCAUCUGGAGGCCGGGACCAGCAGAACCAUGUAAUCAGGGUUGUUCCGCGUAACGCACAGACUGCUUCAGUUCCGAAUGCCCCGCCUCAGCCGUCAUCUGGAGGCCAGGACCAGCAGAACCAUGUAAUCAGGGUUGUUCCGCAUAACGCACAGACGGCUUUAGAGUCAGCAGCACGGAUUUUCUGGUCAAUACAAAUGGAGAGGAAGCAAAAUGAUUCGUAG